AAUCAGAAUUGGAGAAUACAAAUCACUGCAGAACAGUUGAGGAGAAGCAGCAAUCGUCCAGAGUGAAAUGCAAGAGAGCCAAUAAUGGAGAUCACAACACUGCUUACACUUUUAGUGCACCUAAGUGCAAUUACUCUUACAACACAAGAUUUGGUGACACUACAUGUGAGUCCCGAGGUUACUGCAGAGUGCGGCGCGCAGGUUCAUCUAACCUGCCAUGUGUCACCUGUGGAUGGACUGUCAAUCAAACAAUUGGUUUGGUCCCAAAACAAACCUUUAUGUUCUGUAGACAGUGAAGGAAAACUCACCAUAAACAACAAUAAUACAACACGUGGCUUCCAUUGUGAGUACAAAGUUGGACAACUGUCCCUUAUUUUUCAAAAAGUGCAGCCACUGGACAUUGGACAGUACAUGUGCAAGCUGCGCUCUAACUGGGGAGUUAAACAUGGAUCUACAGAUGUGAAGUUACAAGAGUGCAAUGCUACUGCUACAGGUGAUAUGACCAGUGACCGCCUCUCCUGCACAUUCAGUCAUGUUUACCCAGACGGUGAUGUACACUGGUUUCACAACACUCGCAGGCUCUCAGGGGAGUCUGUGGUACACAACACUACUAAACAUGUGGAGGACAGUGGUUACCUGACCAUCAGAAGUCACCUGGAGUUGAAAGGUUUGGAGGCGCCCUUCUACUGCUGCUUGAAGAGCACCAAAUCUGGCAGAUACAUUGCAGGCACUUUGGUGGGGAAUCGUCAAUUGUCUAAGGUCCCUCCGCCGCUAGAAAACCACACUGACGUUUUUCGCUCCGACUGCGUACACUACGUAGCCUCCCCUCCCCCAGCCAUCCGUCUGACCGCAAAUGCAUAA
Messenger RNA from Scomber japonicus (chub mackerel), 861 nucleotides. RefSeq lists its product as uncharacterized. The transcript is spliced from 6 exons. Gene Ontology annotation, cellular component: external side of plasma membrane. Lineage: Eukaryota; Metazoa; Chordata; Actinopteri; Scombriformes; Scombridae. The record is from RefSeq and is a predicted model, not a curated record. Bases 85 to 861 code for a protein of 258 amino acids. Gene Ontology annotation, biological process: cellular response to lipopolysaccharide; immune response; cell surface receptor signaling pathway.